AUGCCUAGUACUAUUUGGGAAAGUGGGAAAAGCGGGGAAAGUGGGAAAAGUUGCACUUUACGCUGUUGUUCUGCGGCCAUUUCAGAAUUGCAAACUAGCGCAAAGUUAAGGUACACCCGUUCUGUCCUGGCAGUCGCAAAGCCGGCUCUUUUCUGUACUUUCCUCCUGUUUGCAUUUUCAUCUCUCUUCUCUCUCUCUCUCUCUCUCUCUCGCUUUCUCUCUCUCUCUCUCUUCUCCUCUCGUCAUGCUUGUUUGCGUAAGGAUGAUGUGCAAGAGGCCACGAGUCAGUCUCUUACGUCUUGUUGCCUCCGUCAGGUGGGCUUCUCGCGCUGA
This is a messenger RNA of Protopolystoma xenopodis, 333 nucleotides long. The record is from the annotation of a GenBank genome assembly. NCBI's taxonomy places the organism in Eukaryota, Metazoa, Platyhelminthes, Monogenea, Polystomatidea, Polystomatidae.